Penicillium diatomitis is the source of this 768-nucleotide messenger RNA. RefSeq names its product trafficking protein particle complex subunit 5. Gene Ontology annotation, biological process: endoplasmic reticulum to Golgi vesicle-mediated transport. The record is from RefSeq and is a predicted model, not a curated record. Gene Ontology annotation, cellular component: TRAPPII protein complex; TRAPPI protein complex; TRAPPIII protein complex. Lineage: Eukaryota; Fungi; Ascomycota; Eurotiomycetes; Eurotiales; Aspergillaceae. Bases 1 to 768 code for a protein of 255 amino acids. The transcript is spliced from 2 exons.
AUGGCCGCACCACCCCGGCACUCGGCGAUGCUCUCAAUGAACAGCGCCGUGGCUACGCCGCAGCCCAUGCCCGGCGACAUGUCUCAGGGUCCGCCACAAUCAUUAACACCUCAACCGUCACAAGGCCUACGAGUGCCGUCAAAUCGCAAGACAAUCUAUGACCGACACUUGAACCGCAGCCGAAAUGCGGAGCUCAGCCGAGCUAGCUUCGCGUAUCUCUUUGCUGAGAUGGUGACAUAUGCGCAACGCCGGGUAACAGGAAUUCAAGAUCUUGAGAAGAGAUUGAAUGAACAAGGGUACCCGCUUGGUCUGCGUCUCCUCGAUCUCCUCUUCUACCGUACAACGACAACCUCAUCCUCAGCUCUCUCCAGUUCCUCAACUUCCUCCUCGCCGCCCAAUCGUCCACUUCGUAUCCUGACCCUCCUUCAUCUCAUUCAUGGACCGCUUUGGCGCUUGCUGUUCGGCCGGUCAGCCGAUGCUCUUGAGCAUUCAGUCUCGCCUGAUACACCAAACGAGUAUAUGAUCACGGAUAAUGAUCCUCUCGUCAAUACCUAUAUCAGUGUGCCACGGGAGAUGAAUCAGCUCAAUUGCGCGGCUUUUGUGGCGGGUAUCAUUGAAGGCGUCUGCGAUGGGUGCGGGUUCGAGGCAAAGGUCUCGGCGCAUAAUCAACCGACGGAAAUGUGGCCGAGUCGCACAGUCUUCUUGCUCAGUUUUGGAGAAAGCGUCAUGGAGAGGGAGAAGGUGCUUGAGCGGUCGGGCAUCAAAUAG